Lactuca sativa (garden lettuce) is the source of this 2559-nucleotide messenger RNA. RefSeq names its product Auxin-responsive GH3 family protein (gene DFL2). Gene Ontology annotation, cellular component: cytoplasm. The record is from RefSeq and is a predicted model, not a curated record. Gene Ontology annotation, molecular function: acid-amino acid ligase activity. NCBI's taxonomy places the organism in Eukaryota, Viridiplantae, Streptophyta, Magnoliopsida, Asterales, Asteraceae.
CUUCUGUUGAAUCUACAACCACACAUAUAAAGCAAAUGAGUGAAAAUGAAAAAUCAGAUAAAGUUUUCGAUCCAGAUAUCAAACUUCUUAUUAAAAUUGAUCAAACUUAUGGUAACAAUUGUGGAUGCUUUGUAGACAUCAGAACAGGUUAUUUUGUUCAGAUUUAAAGGUCAAUCAAAGGGAUACAAUGAUCAGCACUAGAAUCCAAUUUUGUGCAGGCUUCAAUGUUCUUGCUGUCUGUUGCAGCUCUAAGGACUGGAGUAGAGAGUGAAGAGGAUAAUGACAUGUAUGUUAUAAAGCUUCUUGACGUGUAAGAAGAGAGAGAAAGAUCGAUCCCCGUCAAUGGCAACAAGUUCUAGUGACGAUAUGAUUGAUUGGUUUGAAGGGGUAGCAAAGAAUGCUGGGAAAGUUCAGAUGGAAAUACUGAAAAUGAUUCUUGAAAUGAAUCAUGGGGUGGAAUAUCUGGAGAAAUGGUUGGGUGAUAUCGAUGUUGAUAAGAUGGAUGCGGAAGCAUUACAGUCGAUUUACACAUCAAUGGUGCCAUUAGCUUCUCAUGCAGAUUUAGAGCCGUAUAUUCAGAGGAUUGCUGAUGGAGAGACGUGUCCUUUACUUACUCAGCAGCCAAUCACAACUCUCUCCUUAAGCUCUGGAACCACUGAAGGUAGACAAAAAUACGUCCCCUUCACUUCCCAUAGCUCUAAAACCACUCUCCAAAUCUUCAAGUUAGCUGCAGCUUAUAGAUCAAGGGUUUAUCCAACAAGGGAAGGAGGCAAGAUUCUUGAGUUUAUCUACAGCAGCAAACAGUUCAAAACGAAGGGUGGGCUAUCCGCAGGAACAGCAACAACACAUUACUUUGCAAGCAAAGAGUUUAAGCUCAAACAACAACAAACAAAGUCAUUCACUUGUAGCCCCGAGGAAGUCAUCUUCAGUGGCGAUUACAAGCAAUCAACGUAUUGCCACUUCCUUCUCGGACUCUUUUACUCUCCAGAAGUUGAAUUCAUCACUUCGACAUUCGCCUACUGCAUCGUCCAAUCACUUACCUUGUUCGAAGAUUAUUGGCGAGAUCUAUGCAACGAUAUUUCGACUGGAACUUUGAGUCCUCGGAUCACGAUCCCAUACAUCCGAAGAUCAGUUCUAGAUUUGAUCAAACCCAACUCCGGUUUAGCAAAGUCGAUAAGAUCAAAAUGCGAGGAGUUAGAGGCAUCAGAUUGGUACGGAUUGAUACCUAUGUUGUGGCCAAAUGCAAAGUAUGUGUACUCGAUAAUGACAGGUUCGAUGCAACCCUAUAUUGAAAAACUAAGGCAUUACGCAGGGGACCAUUUGCCAUUAGUGAGUGCAGAGUACGGGUCCACUGAGAGUUGGAUUGGGGUGAACAUGGACCCUUCUUGUGCACCGGAGAAUGUGACUUUCACGGUGGUUCCGACAUUUUCUUACUUUGAGUUCAUACCAUUGCACCGGCCACAUCAUAAAGCUUGCGAAGCCGUUGCUGCUGGUGAUGGUGUUUGUGGUGGUGGUGGUGGUGGUGAAGACUACGUAGAAGAUGAUCCAGUACCAUUAUCUAGGGUGAAGAUUGGUCAACAGUACGAGAUUGUCCUUACGACAUUCACAGGUCUUUAUAGAUAUAGAUUAGGAGAUGUGGUGGAAGUGGCUGGUUUUUACAAAGAAACACCAAAACUCAAUUUUUUAUGUAGGAGGAAGCUAAUCCUCACAAUAAACAUCGACAAGAACACAGAAAAAGACCUUCAGCUAGCAGUCCAAAAGGGUUCCCAACCACUCAUCAAGGCUCAAGCCGAAUUAGUCGAUUUCACGAGCCAUGCAGACAUCUCAAACCAUCCGGGUCACUACAUAGUGUACUGGGAGAUCAAGGGUGAAGUCAACGACCAGAUUUUGGGUCAAUGUUGCAAGGAUAUAGAUGCAGCAUUUGUUGAUUAUGGUUAUGUUGUCUCUAGGAAAACCAACUCAAUUGGGCCUUUAGAGCUUUGUAUUGUGGAACGAGGUACCUUCAAGAAGAUCAUGGAACAUUUUAUUGGGAAUGGUGCAACUAUGAGCCAGUUCAAGACUCCAAGGUGCACAACUAAUCAGGCUUUGUUAAAGAUCUUAAAUCUAUAUACAGUAAAGAGGUUUUAUAGUACAACUUAUAAGUGAUUUGUGAACUCAAGAGGGAUAUAUAAACUCAUUGGGGACAUCAUAUGCUAAUAAAUUUGGUUGCUUGAUUCAACUAAAAACUUGUGCACUCUUGUACGCAUCUCAAGUUCGAUUAGAGUUGGCAAAAAAUUCAUGACACAUAUCGUAAAGUGGUUUAACUUGUGAUAUGGACGUAUUCACAAGUGAUAUUUGCUAAAACUGAAAAGAGGACGUGUCUAUGAUAAUGUCAUAAGAUAGGGAUAGGAAUGUACUCUUGUAUUUAUCUUAGCCUGAAAAGAGGACUUGUCUAUGAUAAUGUCAUAAGAUAGGAAUGUACUCUUGUAUUUAUCUUAGCUUGGACAUUGCGUUUUGUAUAUGGGAGUAGCCAAGAUUUUAAAAUAACGGGAUAUAAAAAUAGACGGUGGGCUUUAGAUA